Messenger RNA from Anarrhichthys ocellatus (wolf-eel), 2834 nucleotides. It is a transcript of the gene sys1, whose product is annotated as SYS1 golgi trafficking protein. Gene Ontology annotation, biological process: protein localization to Golgi apparatus; Golgi to plasma membrane protein transport; Golgi to endosome transport. The record is from RefSeq and is a predicted model, not a curated record. Lineage: Eukaryota; Metazoa; Chordata; Actinopteri; Perciformes; Anarhichadidae. The transcript has 4 exons. Gene Ontology annotation, cellular component: Golgi membrane; trans-Golgi network. The coding region runs from base 231 to 701 and encodes 156 amino acids.
CGGGACUUCCGUGUUGUUAACCAGGUACAACCGAUGACUAGUUAGGCCUUGACAGUAAAGUUUUGAAAACAGUAAAGCAACCGAAGAAGUUAUCGUUAGUACGGCGAGCCUGAAACCUCUGUGACCCGGUGCUCAGAUUCUGAGCUCACACCCGGGUCGAACUAGAUGGCCCAGCUGGUAACAGUUGGGGCCAGCUGUUAAUACACUGGUACGUGUAACAUCAGUCUGCGAUGGCCAGUCACUUCCGCAGCUACAUCUGGGACCCGGUCCUCAUUGUGAGUCAGAUUGUGUUGAUGCAGUGCAUCUACUACAGCUUCUUGGGCCUUUGGUUAGCUGGAGUGGACAGUCUGGUGCAAACUAGUCGGUCACUGGACCAGAUCUUCAGCUAUGAAAUCCUUGGUUUUGCAACAAUGCAGGGCAGGCUCUCAAUGAUGGCAUUCAUCUUGAACUCUCUUACCUGCGCCCUCGGUCUGUGGUUCUUCAUCCGUCGGGGGAAACAGUGUCUGGACUUCACAGUCACUGUGCAUUUCUUCCAUAUGAUUGGCUGCUGGAUCUAUAAUGCUCAUAUUCCAUCUGCCCUGUCCUGGUGGCUCGUCAAUGUAGCCUGUAUGGCGUUGAUGGCUGUAAUCGGAGAGUACUUGUGCAUGCGGACUGAACUCAGGGCUAUUCCAGUCAAUAGUGGACCCAAAUCUAACCUGUGAGAUUUUGCCGAUACCACGUUGAAAAUCUGUGGACGGGUAACCCCAGAGGAACUCGGUCAGAGGAGGUUUUUUCACGGCUUUCAAAAGAAAUGGAGCACGAACUUCCAUCAGCGUAGACGUUGGAUUGUCAUCCAUCGUCCCUUCAAGUGAUAAACCAGACGAACUGAUCUAUUUAUUGUUCAUAACUGUUAAAUGUUGGACAGUAUUAACUCUGUAGCAACAUAUACAUGCUUUAUUGCUGAUAAAAGCAGAUGUUAAUUUACACCGUUCUCGGAACCUAAUGACUAUACAUUUUAUUUUAAGUAAUUGCACUUUUGUGUUCAUUUUAAUUACAAAAGCAUGAGCAUCCCAUUUGCUCAUUUUAAGAUCUACGAUAUUUUUUUCAGAUGCAUGCUCAUCUUCAAAUGACAAAUUGAAACGUCAGAGCAAAUGCAAACUGUCUCAUAAAGCAGCAGAGCAGCAACAAGAAAUGUUCCUCUCUCUUUGUGUUGGUAUAAUUACAAGCUGGCCGGGUUGGCAAACAAACGUGAACAUGAUGUCAUACUUUGGAUUUAAAAUUGAAAUGUUACAGUCACUGCACUUUAGAGAUGUCAUUGUGCAAAUAUACCUAUCGAGAUUUUAUUAUGUUUAAUUACAGCUGCAUCUUUAAAGUUAAAUGUUGGGUAACAAGUUCAGUGUUCAAAGAGGUUUUAUGACACUAAUCAAUCAUUUUGUAAAUCCAAAUGUAGGAAAACAUUUUCUGCUUCAUAAUCUCACUACAUCAUUAGUCAGAAUUAUAAAAUCAGGCUCAUUUCUACGAUUAAUUUAGCACACAAUGCUCAGUUUUGGCCUUCCCUGUUGAGCUUGUACAUCAUAUUACCCAGCUUGCGUUGUUUGUCUCCGUCUCUUUAUGUCAUGAUUUAUUAUGCAGACAUGGCGGCCACUUUGGGGACAGUUUGUCAGCCACCAGCUGUGUUCUGACAACAGACUGUCUGUGUUUCUGUGGGGGAUGUGAUAUGAAAAGUACUGAAAUGUGCAGCACUGGUGGUUUCUGGAACACUUCUAAUUUUACGAUGGCUUUUAAAACACUGUCAAAAUGAUCUACAUAUUAUUAGAGUGCCACGUCCUUUAACACAUAGUGGUAUAUAUUUUUACUCUGCGUGCUGAAUGUCCGAUCAAAUAUCUGCAGCUUUGAUAGUGUGGACUAUGCAGUGUCUGCUUUUGAGGCAGAGUUUGAUGUUUACAAGCUGUACAAGAGUUGUACAUUAUGGGAAAUUCACUUAUUUGUUUUCCUGGUGAGGGUUAGAGAAAGAUAUCAAUUAUACCACUCGCAUGUCUGUCCAUUUAUUAUAUGACUACCGCUAGAUUAGACUGGAGACUCUGAAGAACCUACCCUGUUGUCCAAAGGUAAAUACAUUAAACCCAACACCUCUUAAGAUCACAAAUUAACAUGUUGUAUCUCGAUUGAUUAAAACUCAAGUCUAAAAAUGACACGUUGUGCUUUUACCGAGGUUAUGUGCUGUCCUAUUUCUUUGCUGGGUGCGGUGAUAUCCUGGAGUCUUGUUGGCAACCUGCAGCUUUUCUUCAGUUUUCUUACAGAUUAAACAAGAUGCACAGUGUUAAUCAAUGAGCUGUAGAAGUGCUGGGAGGCGUAUUCUACUACAUUCAGAGCCAGGCUACCUGUUUCCGACCCAUUUCUAAUCUUUAUGGCUGCUGGCUGUAGCUUUAUAUUUGCACAAACAUGAGAGCGAUAUCAAUCCCCUGAUCCAAAGAAAGCAAAUGAGUGUAUAUCCCAAAGUGUCGACCUAUCCUCUGUUAUGUUCAAACCAUGACAACACUUUCUAAGCCAGUGUUCCGUACUGUUUUAUGAUAUUUUUGCAGCCGCUGCUCAAAGUUUUCACAUGCAACGCCAACUAUUCUUUAACAUAAACAUUAGUUUUUAUAAUGUGUUUAAAUACAAAGUACCUGACAGAUGGACCUAUUAAUGUAAUUACAAUUUCUGACUUGUUUCUAUUGCAGAAACAUCACAGACAAUUAUCUUAUCAAUAUUCCUCCUCUCUGAAGAUUUAAAUACAGGGUGUUGGCACCAACAUCAAGGAAUUAUGUUGCAAGUACUUUUGUGCAUAUGCUGUUUAAUAAAACACUACCAGUUCA